Molecule: messenger RNA, 3028 nt
Organism: Pieris brassicae (large cabbage white)
Lineage: Eukaryota; Metazoa; Arthropoda; Insecta; Lepidoptera; Pieridae
Gene: lost
Product: methenyltetrahydrofolate synthase domain-containing protein
Exons: 13
Coding region: 171-1568 (465 amino acids)
Cellular component (GO): cytoplasm
Source: RefSeq, a predicted model, not a curated record
GUUGACAGCUGUCAAGUCAAUUGCAUUUGUUUUUUAUUCGCAUUCUAUUUUCGUGUGUGACGGUUCUGCAGUCAGUCCGGCAAAUAAAAUAUUUAUUUCAUUAAAACUUUUCGUUUUACGAAAUUGUUAGGUUUUAUUCCUUCGCAAUUGAUCCAGUAUUUAUAUAAAACAUGCAGAACGGUGAAGAAACAGUGGCAGCUACGGAAACAGUCAAGCCUGAAGAAGUAACGAAGCAAUCUUACCGCGUCAAAGUAUGGAGACACUUGGAGAACAAUGGUCUGGCCAUGUUCCCCAGGCCAGUAUACAACCGCAUACCAAAUUUUAAGGGUGCUCAAGAGGCGGCAGUCAAGCUGGCAGAGCUGGACGUGUUCAAAAAUGCAAAUACUGUUAAAGUCAACCCUGAUAAGCCACAGGAGCCCGUAAGAGUGCUAUGCCUGGAGCAGCAAAAAAAUCUCUACGUUCCGGUUCCUCGCCUGCAAAAUGGUUUUAUGAACCGUCUAGUAUUGCCCGAGGGAGAGACUGGACCAGCGGCUAUCAAAAAGGCAGUCUCCCGAAACGGAAUGGAGACGUACGGAAAACCAUUGACCAUUGAAGAAUCCGUUUCGCUGGAUCUCGUCGUAAUGGGAUCAGUCGCCGUCUCCAAAGAGGGAUACCGCAUUGGCAAAGGACGAGGAUACGGUGAUCUGGAAUUCGGUCUAAUAAUGCACAUGAAGGCUAUCAAACCCAAUACUCUUGUGGUCACCACUGUGCAUGAUUGUCAAGUGUUUGACACACUACCGCAGGAACUGUUUGGACCACAUGACGUCCCAAUAGACAUCAUUGUCACACCCACACAGGUGAUAGAGACACAGCGUCUCAGCCAGCGUCCAGUGGGCAUUCUUUGGCACCUGCUCUCAAACAGACGCAUUCAACAGAUGCCUGUGCUUGCGCAGCUUCGUGAAAUUGAGAUGCUAGCGGGCCGUGAUUGUACGUUGAAGGAAGUGGACACGGAUAUUGAAGACCGUGGCGGAUCUCGUGCACGUAGACAGAGACGUCGUACUCGCUCACACAAGAGCCAGAGUGAGGGAGAGGGUAACACAACAGAAGGUGAAGAGAAGCCCAAGAAUCGUCGUACACCGCGCAGGCGCAACAGUCAGAGGUCUGCCAAGGAGAAUAAGGAAAACAAGGAAGGAGAUGACGUUAAGGAUAAGCCCAGGCGUCCGCGAAGACCGAGACCGGUCAUUGAUUUCUCUGUUAAAAUCUCGAAUAUUAGCCCGUCAACUCGAGUGCGUGACUUGAAGCAAGCACUCAUAGAACGCGGUGUUAAACCACAGAUGAUGACUUGGAAAGGAUUCCGCGGGUUCUGUUACCUACACUUCUACAAAACACCCCAAAAGGGUGAAGGCGACAACAUUCAACCGCCAAACAUGGAGAGCAUAAUCAGUGCGUUGUCCCAAAUGUGUGUGGCUGGUACGGGAGACGAGACCAGCGAGAAGCCUCGUUUACUGAGCGUCGAACCUGCGCCUCCCAGGAAUAUUGUGCGGCCCGUCACUCCCGCCGUUGAACAGCCGCCGUUAGAGGUACACUAAUCUUCUACCAUGUGUCGCACGAACGUUGCUCGCUUCAGCACGGAGCAUUCCGAUAUUAAUUUUAGUCUUAAGGUUUAUUUAUCUGCCGGCCGUUUAGCGAUUUUUAUGCUAAUUAUAGAAUUAUAUUAAUGCUAAGACCAAAUAAUUGCUAAAGCCAAAUUUUAGUUUUGUAGAAACGGUAAUAAUUACCUCACAUUUUUUUUACAUUUCUAUUAGUUCGAAAUAAAAUUUUAUCUUAAUGAUAUUAGACGAUGGAUAUGUUUCUGUAUGUUUUUUCACUCGAGAAUAUCUCUUGAUCUACCUCCACAUAUCUCUAUAUUUUAUUAUAACUUUCUUACCUAUCCACUUGCCACUUAUUUGCUUUUCAUCCAUCGAUUAUAAUAACAGUUAUAAUCAAAUUUUAUUAAUAUUCUUUUAUAAUUGGUUCCAAGGAAGCGAAAGUUCGAUUUUAAGUUAUUUCGAACGGGCUCGAAGUAUUUUUUGUUGUUAUUGCCAUAACGGCCGGCCUAUUUGUUAGAGAGAGAUAGAGUAUAUAUUUACAAAUUUAUUAAUAUAUUCGUUUUUGAUUCUCUAGUCCUAGAAUUUAAUAUUUACUCUUGUUUUCAAUACUUUUAAGGAUUCUUCCGCGUAUAGAAGUUAUUCUAGGGUAAAAUGUGCACCAUUGGGCCCAGGACGUAUACGUGAUUCGUGUACGUGCGUAUACGUCCUGUAUGGGGACUAUUCUAACAAUGUUUGAUAAUCUCCAUAUUCCGGUGCUUAAACGGGAGUCCAAAUUUCAAUUAAACGGAUUUGAUUAGAUUUAAGUAUAUUUUUGCAUAAUUUGGACUCCCGUUUUGGUUUAGUGCCAACUCGAUUAAGGUAUAUUAGUACCGAUUGUCCUAUGUCUUGUGAUUCUCAACGAUUAGGCAUAUCUGUUGAUAUAGACUUUUUCAGUAUUAGAAUUAUGGAUUUAGGAUUCCAAAGAUACGGAGAGAUUCCGUUUUGUUUAAAAGCCAAAUAAGUGUUUUAGUUUAUGAAAUUUUAAGUGAAGCCAAUUAGCCUUUUAUUUGAACGAAGUAAAAUGUUAUUAAUAAACGAAAUCUCUUUGUAUUAGGCAUCUUUUAUUUUUAGUGGACGCGUUUCUCAGAUCCUAUUGGUCUCUUAUAGUGAAAAAUUUAAUUAUUUUAAGUCUGUUUUAUAUCGAUGUAUUUUUCGAAAUUAUACGUUUUUUUGCAGCAUAAUAGUAGUAGCGUGGAUGAAGCCGAAUGUAUAAUCCAUAAUAAAGUUAUUUUCGCAGAUAAAUUUCAGUUAUAAUUGUGAUUUGUCACAUUUCGUCUUCAUUCACGCGUUUAAGCAUUUUUAACUGGUUUGUUAAGCAAAUAACUGCCUCGACGUUCAACUGCGCACAUAAUAUUAAGUAACACAUGGGUAGCGAGCAUGGUUCUUGUUUUAUAUUUUUUUAAUAAACUUUAUUUAACAAC